CGUCUUUGUGCUUGAGUAAACAAAUUUUGAGUAUAGAUCAGUAUUCGGCAUAACCUCAUCUCUGUUUACAUUGUUUACCAACUCACGUACAUCGUUCACGUAUUUUUUGAGUUAACUUGCAAUUGUUAAUUAUUAAGAAAUAAUUUAAACAGUCAAUGAAAUAAAUUACACUGAUUACUUAUUCUAACAAUUCAAUUUAAUCCUGAUAUCUUUACAAAAUGUCUCAUUCAAGAAACAGUCAUGGUAAUAACAGACGUAACCGUAAUUACCACCAAGGCAACAAAAAUAAAAUAAAUUUCGGCGACAAAGGUAAAGAAAUUCUGCACGAAAUUGACGAAAACAAUCCAGUAAUCAAACAAUUUCGUGAGUACGCUUCCGAACUCGAUGACAAACAUGACCGUUAUGAACGUAUUGUUAAAUUCAGCCGUGAUAUUACCAUUGAAAGUAAACGCAUAAUAUUUUUACUGCACACCAUCGACAAAGAAAGCAAAACAGAUACGAUCCUGAGCGAAGCUAAAGUGCGCUUAGAAAAUUUGGCCAAAACUUUGUUUAAAAAUAUCGCUAAUGAGCUUAAAAAUCAGGACCCAUACCAGUAUCUGCGCGCCUACACUGCCGGUCUUCAGGAGUACAUCGAAGCAAUAACAUUCUACAAUUAUUUGAAAGACGAUUGUCUGCUAGACUGGACAGAGUUGGAUAAAAAUUUCUGCUACGUCGACCAAGUACCCGAAGAUGACCAAAAUCCCGCUACUGCUUCUCCAGUUGUCUCUCCCUCCGAGUAUCGCACCCUGAUGACACCCAACGAAUACAUACUGGGAGUCGCUGAUCUCACUGGCGAACUCAUGCGUAAAUGCAUAAAUACUCUGGCCUUUGGUGACAUCACAAGCUGCUACAAGACUUGCAAUUUAGUCAAGGAAAUUUAUAAAGGAUUUCUUGGCUGCGCUGGAAUUUCAAGCAAAGAAAUACGACGAAAACUUUAUGUACUGAAACAAAGUCUAGUUAAGAUGGAAAAUGUUUGUUACACUAUUAAAGUACGCGGUUCUGAGAUGCCGAAGCACAUGCUUGCGGAUGUUGCUAUUGCGACUGUUGAAAGUUAUCCGCCUGAUGAUGAUGAAGGCUACCAGCCUUAUUAAUUAUUUACUCUAAUAUUUAAAAAAUUAUUUAGUCUAGUACAUUUACAUUUAUACCUAUAACGAGUCUGUUCAUAUUACAAUUUUACCAGCAUAUUUAUACCGAUAAAUAUCUUUCUCAUUACAAAUUUACUGAUGAACACGAGUACUUUAUCACAUCACUACGGAGAGAUAAAAAAAUAGUAGGUGGAGAUUUAGUUAUGAAAAAUAGAUCCAGGAUCGUAUUUUUGUAACUUACUGCGCUUGCACAGUAAAAAUUAAUUUCUUGGUGCAAAAAAAAAUUUGCACUAUGAAUUGGAAACAAAAAUUUUUUUGGGAUGAAAAAAUUUCUUGGCGCAAGAAAUUUGUUUUCGCCUUGAAAAAUUUUUUUUUGUCUUGAGAAAAUUUUUGGUUUCAAUUCAUAAUGCAGAAAUUUUCUCAGGACUAAAAAAAAUUUUCUUGGCUCAAGAAAAUUUUUCUUACACUAAAAAAUUAUUUCUUACCUCAAGAAAAUUUAUUCUCGAUUUAGAAAAUUUCUGGCAAUAAGUAAAAAUUUUCUUAGGACUAAAAAAUUCUCGAG
This is a messenger RNA of Microplitis mediator, 1686 nucleotides long. RefSeq names its product translin-associated protein X (gene Trax). Gene Ontology annotation, molecular function: sequence-specific DNA binding; RNA binding; RNA endonuclease activity. Gene Ontology annotation, cellular component: nucleus; cytoplasm. The transcript has 2 exons. Bases 219 to 1130 code for a protein of 303 amino acids. The record is from RefSeq and is a predicted model, not a curated record. Lineage: Eukaryota; Metazoa; Arthropoda; Insecta; Hymenoptera; Braconidae.